Messenger RNA from Pocillopora meandrina, 18323 nucleotides. The record is from the annotation of a GenBank genome assembly. NCBI's taxonomy places the organism in Eukaryota, Metazoa, Cnidaria, Anthozoa, Scleractinia, Pocilloporidae.
AUGGCGACAACUUCAAAAUCGCCUCUUCCUCCUCGUCCGCAAAGUGUUCCUCUAUUGAGGAAAACCAUGUCUCCUGAUGCAGCAAACACGAAGGUUUCUUCUCCGAUCAGAGCUAAGACACCAUUGGUAGGGAGAAAUUUCAUUCUUUAGCGUGAUUUUAGUUAGCAAGAACAUCAAAAUUUGUUCAUCCGAAAUUUGCCGGAGGAGCGUGUUUUGAUCCGGGUAGCAACACCGGCACUGCUGCAGCGAUCGGUUUAAAAACACUCAGAGGGAUGGAUAUGGAUGAAAAGUUUGAUAAUCUACCCAGUCUUUUUUUUUUUAAUUCCAUCUUAAAACAGUAGCUUCAAGGACGUACGCUUGUCGCUCAAGUGUUUCUCUGUAUUCGUGCAACGGAUCGACUCUGUGCAAAUGACAACAGUUAAAUUUCUCGAUCGCUUGUACUGUAACGUUUACUUUUAAAAUCAUCGUCACCAGAUCGUAUUUCUGUCUCCCUUUUCGUAUUUAAAUUGAAUUGAACUAGGUGAUUAAAAAAAAAAAUGUUUUCCGAAAAUCUAAUUUUUUAACUGCCCAAAAUAUCAAUAAAAGUAUUCCACAAUCUUCAUGUACAGGUCAACAAUAAAACCUUUUCGCGCAUAAUUGAAUACUAUUACGACUUUUGAAAUAUAAAUGAGCACAACGCUAUUUUCGUUUAUUUUCAAGUUAAUCGUACAUGUUGUUGUUUGUUCUCAAAAAAACGUUUCCAACAAACCCCCUGUUACUCGAACCAGCCUACACUGAAUGUGAGCUAAAUAUAAAUUUUUUUCCUCAUACUUUUAGCGUAAUCAAAAAAUAUUUUUGUUGUGAUAUCAACGCUAAAAGUUUUCUAUAAUUAGCAACUAGAUGACAGACGAAAAUCAUUGAAAUAAUCUUUUUUGCAGUGGUGACUUGUCACAAACUCAGAGGUCCAAUGUCUCAUCAUGUAUGAAAUAGAUAGCUAACAAAAUUAGGAACAUCGCUAGAUACAAUUUUGAAACGCGAUUAUUUUUUGUCAAUUUGCUCUAGCUGCACAUGUAUGCAAAUAUGGAUUUUUUUUGCAUUGAUAAUAUUGCUUUUUUUAAUUAAAUAGUUCUAUUAUUCAGUUUCAAAGUUGUAUAACUGUGUCACAUCUGCAAAAAUAUGGUGUGUGGUAACCAUUUUAACGUCUUUUGAAAUGUUAAAAGGCUAAUCAGAGUCUUAUUUGGUCUGUAAUGUCAUUCUCAUAUAUGUGAAUCAUUGUUUUCCAGAGAAAUGUCAAAUCUCAUUUUUACAGAUAACCCUUUUUUUUUAAAGAGAAAAAUGUUUCUUUGAUUUUUUUAAUAUUCUGUUUACUUCUCUCAUUACCAUGGUUUCCAAGUCUCCUUUGCCUUGGUCUCUUUCUAUGAAGACUGUAGGUUUUCAUGAAUUUUUAGAAUAGAGAACAAUUUUUGGUCUAUAAAAUUUUGAAUCCUGAAAAAGAAACAAUUGUACCAAACACAUGGGUAUUAAAUAAAGGACUUAAACCUCAGACCCUUGGAUUCCUUGCUUGGAUCCUCUACCGCUGGGUCGCAAGGACCCCACUGUGAACCAAGCCAUUUCAAGACUCAAACAUGCCUUGUGUGAGUUACCCUUUCACACCCUGACAUCAGUAUGCAUAUUCUCUGUACUGCUCUCUAUAUAUUUCUUCAGGUGCUGAAAAGGAGAAUUUUUUGAAUGAUCAAGAGCUUCUUUUGUCGUUGAUCACUUCCUCUAUUCUUGUUACCGUAAUUCAAGAUCCAAGGAUGAUAUUGUAAGGAGAAAUUAGAUACUAGACACUGUUAGGGGUCCAAGAGGUAAUGAAAUAUAUUGAAUUUUUUUCUGUAUAUUUUAUUUUUUCUAGAAUAAAUCCUUAGGGAAAUCACUGAAUCUGAAGUCAGGACCUGUCCCAGGAUCAUUCCUGUUUGGAACACCUUCAUACCCCUCCCCUCUGGAUCGCAUCAGACCAACCAAGAAGGACCGUGCCAUUGAACUUGGUUUAAGCACUGCACUGCAAGACUCUCUGGACCUCAAUGCUACUUUCCCCAAAGUGUAUAAGGCAAAAUCAAAAUUGGAAGAUAAUAACAUGGAUGUUUUCAAGCCCAGCAGAAAUCUUGAUGAUAUCCAUGACAGUUUCAACAGGGUUCAAUAGUUCCAGCAGAAAUAUUGAUCAAUGAUAUCCAGAUAAGUUUGAUUGUACUAUUUACAGGAAAGAGAUUUAUCAGUUGAACAGAACUGGUUCACUGUUUACUCUCAGUUCAAAGGAUGAUAUAUAAUGCUAAGAAACAAAAAACCAGCUCCCUCUUGGUCUCAGCUAAUGAUUUGCUUCUUUUAAGAUAUUUGUACCAGAGAAAACCAAAAACAAAACAGCAAAGGGACAAAAGAGAAAACACAAAUUCUUAAAUUCCAAAUGCUGAGUGAUGGGUUUAGAAACCAAAAUAUUGCAAAAACCUACAUGAAAUUCUUCAACCCAAGUGAUAUUACACAGAACCAAAAUAAAAACCUACUUGAAAGGUACAGUUACCAGCAGUCUGCUGUUACCUUUAAGGUCUCUUACUCGGAUUAACACAAAGGUACAUGAAUAUGACUUCUAAUAUGUUCUACUGGUAAGGUAUUUUGUUAUUAUCAACUGAGUAAAUUGGCCAUUGUCAAGAGUUUCAAAGCUGACGUUUUCAGCAUUAGCCCUUUGUCAUUCGCUCUAACAAAGGGCUAACUCUUGAAAAUCAGCUUUGAAACUCUUAACUGCGGCCAAUUUACAUUAUCUAUUGAGUUGAUAAUAUCAAAUUAUCUUGUUGUACUUUCCCAUCUACCCAGCACCACAGUUUCAUUAAAAACCUACCCCCUUUGUUCUUAUGAUAUAUCGAUUUUCAGUUAAAAGUAAUGCAAUUUAAAAUUUGGUUGCUGUUUUCUUUUAUUGUCCAGGUGAUUCACUGCACAGCUUUAGUUACGCACCUGGCCAUUGCCGAGGCUCUUUCCUGGAAACUUCCCCUGAUCCUCGGCUGACAUCUUCAUGGCAGUUUUAUAACUUUGUUGGUGGAGCAGGGACUGGAGCUGUCUUUCCAACAACAGUGCGUAAUCCUGUAAGUAACAUGUAACUGAAACUUACAAAAUUAUAGAUGUGGAAAGUAGAUAUGUACUGUAAGUGUACUUCUCCCUUAAGAGAGUUAAGUAAACCUCUCCUUGUAAUUUCAAUACAUUAUCCUGUAAACAGGUAAUGAAAACAUACAAGCUCAUGAGGUGAUCUAACACCAAUUUCUUCUGUCAAAUUCACAAGGAAAUGUAUGGUUGUCAGAAGAUAAAAUUAACCCUUUAAUUCCCAAGAUCUCAUUAGUAAUUCUCCUUAAUGUCUGCUAUAUAGUUCUUGUGAUGUUAGUUUGGAGAAUUUGGUAUUGGAUCAACUAGUAAUCUCUUAGUUAAUAUUUUUCUUUUUUCUCAUCACUUGUCUGCUUGAUAUUGUAUUAAUAUUGUAAGGAGAAAUUCUGUCUUGGUCAUUUAUGGGAAUUAAAGGGUUAUUAAUUGGAUCUGGAGAGUUAGAGACUGAAAUUAAGAUAAUUUUCUCUUUGAAUUUUGCUCUUUUUUCUACAGAAUAAAGCAAUCGUCACAAUUAAUGCAAGAACCUCAGAAAUUUUGACAGCUAAUGACAUGGCAGCAGAGCUGUUUGGCUACUCUACCAAGACCCUCAUUGGAAUCAAAAUGUCCCAGCUUUUUGCCGAUGUACAUAAAGAAAAGCAAGAAGCUCUUGUGGAGCAGCAUAUUGAAGCAAGUGGUGCUGUAGUUAUGGUAAAUGGGAAAGUGGUAAGUGAGCGGAACAUUGCUUGAUAUUCUUUGCGAACUCCACCAUUUGAUUUGUGUUUUAUGACUUAUUGGGUCUAAAAUAAAAGCUGACACAUUGUGGGCAUCAAAUUUUGUGAAUUUUGUGUUUAGUCAUCAAUCUGCAAGUAUGUUUCUGCAGAGAAAAAAAUCCUGUGAAAUAUAAUAAUGCAGAAAUUUUCCUCUCUCAGACAGAUGAAAAACUCCUUAUGCAAAUCAGAUGACAAUUUUUUUUUUAAAUUCAGAGUCAUGGGCUUAAAUCAUUACUUGUGUUUGUAAGGUGACCUAUCAGAAAUUUCAAACAGUAGGGUUCAUUCCCUGUUAAUGGUUAGCCAGAAAAUUUCAAAAACUAGUACUUAGCAAAAAUUUGAAGCAUCUGUAGCAACAAAAUUUGUUCCUGUAAAUCAAAAGUUAUUGUCAAUCUGCAGAGUAAAACUUCAGAAAAAAUGUAGUGAAAGCUAAUUUUGGGCGAUCCACACUCAAAAUGUAAUGUUGCCAAUGGCAAGUAGACCUGGAUUGUUGUGAAUGAUGCCUUGAGCAACUAAGAAUGCAAUUGUAGUUUUUUUCCUUCUUCAUCUGUCCACAGUGAGCUCACUGUUUGUGUAUUUUGAUUUGAUCUAGGAAAGUGAGCCAAGAGUACAAAAGUUGGAAAAUUGUGGUCAAUUUUUUUUUUGCAAUAACAUUGAAAUUUUUAUGCUACUUUAAUGCGGCAAAGAUUUUGGAACAUCAUACAUGCAUGACAUUAUUUGUCAUUGUCAAUGGCCCUUAACUAAAGAAUGCACAAGAAUUUGUGCAGUUAUUGAUAAAAAUAUUGAAGUGCAAGGAGAAUUGUACAACUACAAGGAAUGUUUCACAGUUGUGACAUAAUGACAGAAUACUUUCAUGGUGCACAGCCUUUAAUAAUAUGGUGUUUUGACUUGUACUUUGAUGCUAUGAAUGUUCUUUGUGAUUUAGUUGGACGCUGUGGACAGUUGUGGAAUUGUGUUCCCUGUUUCUGUCUGGAUGAAGAAACUGACAUGGGAAGAAGAACCGCGGUGCAUUACUGUCAUGGAACCAGUGGAAAGGAAAACAGCCAUGGUGCUGUUUGAUGCUGAGGUACAUGAUUGUAUAACAUAGCUUUUGUGAAAUAACCCAAUAACAUUUGCCUCAGUAGACUAUGAGAAGUCCUUUUUCCAAAAAAAAAAAAAAUUGAAAAAUUCAGCAGAAAAAAAUUGAUGUUAGCAUACUGCAACAUCAUGCUGUGUGGAACUCUGGAAGUGAGGCACAGUGUGCUAAUAUCAAUCUUUUAAAUGUUAGCAUGCUGUAAUGUCAUGAUGUGUGGAACUCUGGAAGUGAGGCACAGUGUGCAUCACUUCAAUUUUCUUUUUAUUGCUGAUUUUGUCUUUCUUUUUGACUGGUGCAAUAAGAAAAUUGGCCAAAAGGAGGGACUGCUCAGCAGUUAGUGCCUCAGAAAAUAGAUAAUUUAGUUUUGGAAGACCAUAAUCUAAUCAUAGGUAUGCACCUUAUUUUCAGGGUGAAAUAGUGGAUUGUGAUCAAGAUCUUGCUACUCUUUAUGGUUACUAUGUUACUGGAGAUUUGAUUGGGGUCAAUAUUAAAAAGUUAAUACCUGCACUAGAGUUGCCAACAAGUGAGAAGAUGAGUAAGGUUUGUAUCAUAAUCAAAACAGUUGCCAUUUUUCUGGAACGCGCAGUAAAGCAAUUAGGCUUUGUUUUUAGAACUUUAGUUGAAUAAAUAUGAUGCAUUAAACAGUGAUGCAUUAAAAAGUGGAUCAAUAGGGUAACCUACCUACAAUAUAUAUGCUUCACCCUAAUCAUGAGGAUGGAAAUGCUCCAAUGGAAGUAUGCUACAACCUGUCUAAUGGAAGCUGACCAUUAUUUGCUGCUUACAUAGAAAUGUGUAGUCACUGAGACUUGUCCUCUGAAAAAGACAGGGUUUGUGCAGAAUCUUUAAUUCUUGAAAAAGCAUCUAGACAUUUGCAAAUUAAUUUCCAGACCUGGAAUUAUUAUGAAGAUAAAGUGUGGGAAAAAUGGAAAGAAGUCUGAAAUUUUUCACAAGCAGCGGCAAGUGCUUAAUUGCCAAAUGAAAUAUUUGUAUGGUUGUUAAAUUUCCAGUAAAUUACUUUCACCAAAACAUUUCAAAUUGCGAUUUUACAAUUAUUAUAGAAAUUUUACCCAGCCCUCAACAUUGUGGCAUUGCAUUUGAAGACUAGAUGAAGCAGUCAAAAUGUUUCUGUUCUCAGUUGAUAACUCAACUCUUGAAUUAACAGUGAUUUUAAAAGCAAAUCAUCAAACAUUUGUGUAUCAUCAAAACCAUGAUAAACAAAAAUAUAAUUUACAACCCACACACUAAUUUCUUUUUACUUUUUCUCUUCAAGCAUGUCAAAAAGCAGAGAGCAACUGGAAGAACAAGGGAUGGGGGCACAUUUCCACUGAGUAUCUCCCUUAAACCAAAAUAUGGCAAGGAUCUGAAGAAGCUUGACCGCGAUAAAAAAUUUGCUGAUGAUCAACUUUUCUUCAAAGGCUUGGUGUGGGUAUUUGCUAACAUCAGUGGGCUGGUUACAUUCACACCUGAUGGAGUUAUCCAUUCCUGUAAUCACAACUUUGCUCUCAUGCUUUUUGGUUAUGCCCAGAAAGAGCUGGAAGGAAAGGUAACACUUAAGUUUUAUAAUGGUAAUUUUUAUAAAAAUGACAAAAAUGAUGAUGACAAAUAUGAAUGAUGAUGACAAUGAACAAUGAUUAAUGAAUGAUGAGGAUGAGGAUGAUGAUGACAAUGGUGAUGAACAAUGGAGAUGAGAUGCAGAUGAACAAUGAUGAUGAACAAUGACAAUGAACAAUGAUGAUGAACAAUGACAAUGAUGAUGAACAAUGACAAUGAAUGAUGAUGAUGAACAAUGAUGAUGAAUGAUGAUGAUGAAUGAUUACGAUGAACAAUGAUGAUGACCAAUGACAAUGAACAAUGACGAUGAACAAUGACAAUGAAUGAUUACAAUGAACAAUGAUGAUGAUGAACAGUGACAAUGAACAAUACUGGUGAUGAUGAACAAUGCGGAUGAAUGAUUACAAUGAAUGAUGACAGUGAAUGAUGACAAUGAACAAUGAUUAUGAGGAUGACAAAGACGAUGAUGAAGACAAAGACUACAAUGAUGACAAUGAUGAUAACAAUAACGACGAUAAUGAUAGUAAAGAGAAAUACAAAAUCAAUCAUCAUAAUAAUAUUUUUUUAUAACAAUUAUAAUACAUUCAUGUUGUAGCACUUUUCACAAAUGUAAACAGUUCUAAGCCAAAUUGUACAAUGUGCAAGUUGACAAGUUUUUUUAUUGACAGGCUCAAACUUCAAAAUUCAGUUGGUGAUAUACUGCUUCUUGUCUAGAAGUCAAAGUUUGCCAGGAGCCCAUGUUAGACUAAAAAAAAUUCCUCAAAAGGCGCUCAUUAAUUUGUAAAGUAUCUCCAGCAUUUUGCAACUUGGUGCCACUCUUGAUCCAGCAGUUUUUUAAACAGAACAAGAAUUGAGUUUGGAGUGGACUGUCAGAUUACAUUUGAUUGUUGCUGUAAUUUCUUCAUAGCAUGUAACUGACCUUAUCCCAAACUUCUAUGAUGAUAUGGAAGAUGUUGACGACAACAGUAUGCCACUCCCCCCGUUCGAUGACGAGGAUGAUGAGUUUGAUUACGAUUAUGAUGAUAAUGAUGAAGACGGUUACAGGGAUUCUAAAGAACGGAAAAGUACAGUGGUUUACACUCGUGAACUUGAUUCUAAAGCUAGUAACUACAGCGGAGGAAGUCGUGGUAAAUUAUUUUCAUGUUGGUGUUGUUUUUAGUUACCUGUUGUGUUGCAUAUAUGUUGGUAUUCUUAGACACAAGUCAUAAGAAAGGUGAAAGUUUUUAUAUUUUGUAUUUUCUCGAAUAAAUGCCCCUAAUAAGCCCCUUUCCCCUAAAUAACUGCUCUCCCUUAGGCCAUUAUAUCAAACAAUUGCCCCCCUCAAAUAAGCUCCCCCCCUCCCUCUGGGAUAUUUCUAACUUUUCAAGCUUCGGCUGCAACAAAAUCAGCACAAGUUAAUAAUUUCUUAGUAAGUGCCUCCCUUGAUUGAGUGUUCUCCCUCCAAUAAGUUCUCAUCCCUAAGCAGAAAUUUUAAAUAAGCAGGCAGGCGCUUAGUCAAGGAAAUAUGGUACUCGUUCAAGCCACAUGGGUCUAGCAAACUCACACCCAUGCUGCUGUCAACCUCAACUACAAAAAAAUCAAUCCCUGUUCAAUACAUGUGGUAACAACAUUCUUUUUUCUACCACAAGAGGGGAACAAUUUCGAUGACUCCGUUACAAGUUCACUCAGUACAAGCACAGGCCUGAGCAGUUCUCAUUCAACUGUUGGUAGUAUUAAAUGCAAUGCAAAUGAGGAGAAAUCCAGAGACUUACAAUCUACAUCAAUGAGCACUACAUUUCUUGACAAAGAGAGCAUGGUUGCAAACUUUGGAGAUAGCAAAAUAGAGAACAGUCUCAGUGAACCCAGCUUUUCUUCUCUUGGGUCUGGAUCGUUCACUUCAGUGGUGAAUGCUGAAGACAGUGGGAUAGAUGACAGUGGUGGAAGUGCAGAGAAGGAUCGUUUAGAGUCGGGAGAGGACAGGUAUGACGUGCAGGGUGGGCCUGUGGCUGUCUCAUCACCUGCUGACUCAUCAAUGCCGAUUGUAGAAUGUAAUAAAGAAGAGGACAAGUUGUCUUGGACUGGGUCUUUCUCUAAUGAUCAAAAUCAAAAUGAAAUUUUUGACAAGGAAAAUGUAGCAGAUGGUGAACUGCAGGAGGAAUCACUGGAAAGCAGUGGGGAAGGUAUUAACAGUAUUGCACCUUGUUGUCUUAACAAUGCUAGAUUUUUAACUACUGGAAUAAGUUUCACUGAGGGUAGCCAAUAUAUUUAGCAAUAGUUAAGAAAAGAUCACUUAUUCUCUGCAAUGUUUCAUUAGCAUCAUACACUUUAUAGCUGUCCUCUUUGCGGAGUCUGGGGGUGCAGUGGGGGGGGUCAUGGGACAUCCAUGACUUCCCCCUCCUCCCCUUUGUGAGAUAAUUCUGUACUUCAUGUUUCAUGAAAAGGGCAAGUCUAAGGAAUAUACAUGCCAAAAAUGUUUAAGUAGUGGAUGGAUGGGACAUGAAAAUUUCUAUCAGCAAUCUCCCUCUCCCCUUUUGAAAAAUAUUGUUCUUACUAACCCCCUUACACAUCGUUGCAUGAAGGAUUUUGGAUUACCUAGUUCUGUACAGCUUUCAUAGGGUUGUCAAAAAUAUUUCUUGUAACUGGACUGUGAUACCAAGUAGACGGCAUGUUUUCAUGUGUCCAUGCUGAUAAUUGAGCUACACGCUUUUGGAAUAGUGAAUGUGUUUUCCAGAGUAGAUUGUGAAAUUCACUUGUUGUUUGCUUAUAUUGACAACCCUGAUUUCAUAAAAGCAUGCAAAGUUAAACAAGCCAAAAGUUAGUCACCUGUGGCACUAAGGUUUUGCUAGAGAACAUCGCUACAUUUUAUACUAAAACAGUAACAGCUAAUUUUAACCUAUCCUGAAAUUGUCUUGCCUUAACAGUCCAACAAGUCACAAGUUCCCAGUCAUCGGGAAACACAAGUGAGACAUAUUCUCUUCCAAGUACUAAUGGAAACCAUUCAACUGCUGACACAUCACUUACAGACCCACAAAUUCAAAAUGAAUCACCAAAGAGAUCACCGAACUCUCCACAAAGAGAUGAUUAUCUCUUUGAAGGACUUACAUCUACACCUAACAUUGUGACAAGCUCGGGUCGCACAGACAUUGCCUCUCCCUUGCAACCUGUUUGUGAAGGAAGCUUCAUUGGCCAAGCCAGACAUAAAGAUGGUUCACCUCUGGCAAUAGUUUUCCAGGUAUUAAUCCUUUGACCUCUAAGAGUGACCAGUAUCUAACUUCUCCUUACAACAUCACCUUUGAAUCACAUCUUAAGGUCACGAGAAUGAAGGAAAUGAUCACCAACUAAAGAUGGUCUUGAUUGUUAACAGAUUCUCCCUAUCAGCACCUUCGGAAAUGUAUAGAGAACAGUGUGGAGAAUUUGUAUACUGAUGAUAGGGUGUAAAGGGUUUAUGGUGAAUUUGUUUUUGAUUUAGAUUCAAGGUUCCAAAACCAAUGUUGUAAUAGUCAUUGGGGUGUUUGAGGUUUUUUGAUUUUGAUCUUUUUGAGAAUUGAAAACAAACAUUGAAUAGAGUGUGCCUUUCAGAAUUAUACAGUAAUGUUCUCAUGCACUGCAGCCUUACAUGUGCUUAAAGCAUGUGCAAACAUGCAAAACAUGCAUACUGCACAUCACUUUGUGCACUUGCAUCUAAACUACACAAAAUCAGUCAAAUGGAACUCAUUAAAUGCAUGUACUGAAACAAAAGUGCAUGUAAUUAGACAUAAAGCUCAGAUUCUUAAUUUAUCAUGAGAUUUGCAAAUUCAUCUUUAAUUUUUUUUCCUCUGCACAUGCAAUAACUUUUUGGGUUCUUUGCAGAUUUAAGUUUCAGAUAGUUUUCUCUGAUUGCCAAGAGUUUGAAAAAACAAAUAUUUUUAUCAACAGAUUAAGAAAAUCGAAUUGAAUGAUGGUCGUGUCUUGUUCUGUGCAUGGAUAUCGCGUGACCCAGAAGAUGAAGGAGAAGGGGGAAGAUCAACCAGCAGUUUUGCUUUAGCAUCAAGUUUUAACAGUAUGGAGUAUUCAGUGGCCAACCUAGGAGAGGUGAAUUAUGGAAUCCUACAAGUGUAGAGUUUUAAAGAUUAGUAAGACUAAAAACACUUUGAAACUCAUACAUUAGAGACUAAAUUUUAUCCUCUUUUAUUUUCAGCUCAGUCAACAAUUGAGUGAAGGAAGUCUAAGGGAGGAACCAUCCCCAGGGCGUGGUCGAUAUGAUGAGAGGUACAUCACCCUCCAAUCAAUAGGAAAGGGUGCAUUUGGUUUUGUAAAAGUGGGUCAACGCAGAUCAGAUGGAGUAAAGGUCAGUAUCUUAUUUUUAUUUUAAGGUAGAACUUUCAGUUGAAUGUUCUGCAAUGUCAGGUAAAUAACAUUUAUCAUUCUGUCAGUAGCUUCAUUGUUUUGGAUUGAAUCAAUUGAAAAUAAUAAAGAAUCCAUUCCUAGAGCUCAGCCAUCCUUUACUGAUGCAGCUUAACCAGUUUCUGAACACUGCAGUCAUCUUUAGCUUAUUUAACCCUUCAACUCUUGUGUUAGACCAAGACAGAAUUUCUCCUUACAAUAUCAAUACAAUAUCAAGCAGACAAGUGAUGAGAAUAAAAAAAAACUAUCAAUUAGGGGAUUAUUAUUCAGUCCAAAUUAAAUUCUCCAAACUAAUAUCAUGAGAGUUGUAUGGGAGACAGUAAAGAGAAUUACUAAAUUAGAUCAUGGCAAGUAAAGGAGGAGAGGGAAUAAAGAUGAGGAAGAAAUGCCUCCAUUUAUUUCCAGCCAUUUCUCUCUCCUCUUCUCUGAUGGAUUGGCCUUCAUUUUUAUCACAAUGUUAUAUGUGGUUGUAAUUUCCAGGUCAUUGUCAAGUUCAUCAGAAAAGCAAAAAUUCUGGUUGACUGUUGGGUAGAAGAUGCAAUCUUGGGUUCAAUUCCAUUGGAAAUUGCUUUGCUGGCAAAGUUUAAACACCCAAACAUUGUAAAGGUAAAGCAUACAUUUGUACUUGUUCCUAGCUCCUGGAAUUCUACACAUUAGUAUAUAUUAGGUAAUUCAGUAUUAUCAAAUGAGUUGAUAAAUUGGCCACGGUAAACUCAUUACAGUGGCUAGUUUACGUUAUCAACACAGUUGAUAAUACUAAAUUACCCUGUUAUACUCUCCCACUGAUGUAGCACCACAGUUUCUUUAGAAACGUACCCAUUUUAUACACUAGUAUUAAUAUAGUGUUAUUGAGUCAUGAUAUUUUGAAGUUAACAAUUAACAUUAUAGUGGAUAUAAUGGAGGUGAGCUUUUGCCAGGGUACUUGUCAGCUAUUGGAUUUGUGAGAACUCUGCACUGAACUUCUAUGCAGAAUUCUCUUACUAAAUUUCAAUGGCCUGUCAGGCUAUUUUUUUUCUAGGUCAAGGAGCUGUUAUCAUAUAUCUUCUGUUAAUCUUCACUUCUUUAAUGCCACCUCAUUUCUUAAUCCCUCUAAACUCUAAGUGUGAUUAGCAUCUAAUUUCUCCCAACAGAAUCACCCCUGAAUCAAACAUUAAGGUCAUGAGAAUUAAAAGAAAUGAUUGCAAACUCAAGAAGCUCUUGAUUGUUGGAAAAAUUCUACUUAAAAUUACAGAGGAAGUAUGAAGAACUAAGAUACUGAUGCUAUUGCUGAAAGAAAUGUCAGUGAGAAUUUUCUUGUCUUGUAGAUGCUAGAGGCUUUUGAAAAUGAAGAAUUCUUUCAGUUGGUCAUGGAGAAGCAUGGAAGUGGAAUGGAUUUGUUUGAGUUUAUCGACAGACAGCCAGCAACAGAUGAACCCCUCUGCAGUUACUUGUUUAGACAGGUAUUCAUCCCAGUUUCUAUGUUAAAUUUCUGUGUUUAUUGACUUUUGUUUGUCUUUUGUGAGGAAAAAAACCACUAUCUUGUGAGUCAUGUUAAGCUAGCAAACUAUUGUUAACACUUUGACUCCCAUGAAUGACCAAGACAGAAUUUCCCCUUACAAUAUCAAUACAAUAUUAACCCGAUAAGUGAUGAGAAUAAAGAAUAACAUCAAUUUGGGGAUAAUUAGUUCAUCCAAUACUAAAUUCUCUACACUAACAUUAUGGAAAUUGUAUGGUUGACAGUAAGGAGAAUAACAAAUUUGAUCUGGGAGUUAAAGGGUUAUUAAAUAGGCUCUAUGUUGCUGUGGGUCUGUUCAGUAACAGAUUAUCAAUGAUGUCAAAAUGCAGUAAGCACUGAAAAGUGGCACAUGAGGUGCAGCUGAAUGUGUCUCUGAUGUUCUUACACCAAGCAUAUUUCUGUACAAAUAUGAUGUUGUGUUUCUUUGUGUAUCCAUCUGAUGUAAUUUUUUUUCUCUGCUGUAGGUUGUUUCUGCUGUAUCCUUCCUUCAUAGCAGAAGUAUACUUCAUAGGGAUGUGAAGGUAAGUUUUUAACCCAUGAAUUCCUUGAAUUUGCUUUUGCUACCACUCAGUGUUGCCAUUUCACUUCUUUCACUUCCACACAAAUUUUCAGCGUGAUACUGAGUGACAACCUAUAGUGAUUUGCAUAUUGAAUAAGAGCUAAAACUUUCUACUAUUGGCUGAAACAAUUACAAUCAUCUGGCAACCAAAUAAAAGGGUUUUUCUUAUCAGUCAAAACACAAGAAGUCCACAGUGUGGAUACGCACUCUUGGGAAUAAGACACAGUGAUGCAAGAGUGCAGAUAUGCACUAUGGGGCUUAAAGGGUUAAACCCUCAGCCCACUCUUUAACUCCCAAGAUGUAAUGGUUAAUUCUCCCUAAUAACUGCUAUACAUUUCCUUUUGAAUAAGUUCUGAGAAUUUGAUGUUUUAUCAAGAUGACAAGUUCUACCUGAUAAUUUUGAGUAUUUUUAUUACCUGUUUUCUGGGUAAUGUAUGGAUGUUAUAGGAAGAAGUUACCUGUUUUGCUUCUGCAAGUUAAAUUGAUAAUGGAGUGAAAUACUUUGCUGCCCCAUACAAGCAAAUGGCACAAUGAUUGCUGCGCAGAGCUGUAAUUCUGAGCUGCUCUUAAAUUUCUAAAUAUUUUUGGAAGACACAAGCUCUUUGGGCUGUUAUGUUUAUUCACUUGUAAAUAAUCUUAAUUGCAGGAUGAAAAUAUCAUCUUGGAUGAGAAAUUCCAUGUCAAGUUGAUUGACUUUGGGUCAGCAGCAUACAUGGAAGAAGGCAAAAAGUUUUGUACAUUCUGUGGCACAAUGGAGUACUGUUCACCAGAGGUCCUGAUGGGAAACAAGUAAGUAUUUCCUCUGCUAUUUCUCUUUGUGAAUCCAAGCUCCCUUUUCAUCAUUCUCCUUCUGUAUCAUUGCCCAUAACACUUCUGUUGGCCAAUAGAUCAUGACCCUGUAAAUGGUGAAAGCAGCCUAUCACAUAACUAGACUUUUAAUCAGAUUUAUCAACUGUGGUGUUUCAAGGAAUUGCAACUCCUAGAAAAGCUGUAAGAACACAUGUAAAACUACAAUGCAACUCUGUCAUGUAGAUAAAGGAAUGGCGAAGCGUUCACCUUGAAUAAUUAGUCAACCAUUCUUGUCAAUAAAGGCUAAUGGUCGGUUGUGAAUAUGUGAAAGUCAUAUAUUUGAACUGCGGUUUAAGACGUGAAUGCAAAAGCGAUCUUCGCAGUAAUGAACACUACUUAAGCAGUAGUGGAAAGAAGGCCUGAGAAAAAAUUUAGGCCUGUACGGGAUUUGAACCCACGAUGAUGAUCAAAUUCAUGUCUUUAACCGCAGUUCAAAUAUAUGACUUCCAUAUACUCACAACCCUUUAUUAACCACUUCCUGGGUUUAUUUGGAACCAACACAGUGACCAGCUCCCGGUUGGCUUGUUAGCUCAGUUGGUAGAGCACUGCACUGGUAUUGCAGAGGUCAUGGGUUCAAAUCCCGUACAGGUCUAAAUUUUUUUCAGGCCUUCUUUUCACUACUGCUCAAGUAGUGUUCAUUACUGUGAAGAUUACUUUCACAUUCACAAAGGCUAAUGGUGUUUAUAUAAUAAACAAAGUGAUACAUGGUUACUUGUAGAUGUGGAAUUUCUCUUCUAUGCACACCCAUCUUUUACCUGUAUUCUCUUUUAAAUUUUAUUAAUAGGUAUUAAAAAAAAUCAAAAUCUGUUGUAUCUUACAGAUAUGCAGGACCACAAUUAGAACUCUGGUCAAUGGGUGUCACGUUGUACACUCUAGUAUUUGGUGAGAAUCCAUUUUAUGAUGUUGAGGAGACCAUAUGUGCAGAGCUACAUCCUCCAUUCCUUGUCUCAAAUGGUAAGAAAUAUUUUUCCCAUACACCUUUUUCCUUCCAAGAUCUGACUGUUAGAUCUUCCUUUCCUCUAGCAGCUGCACUUUUCCUUGUAAAUUAUCCCUUUUUUAUGAGAAGUUGGUGUUUAAUCAAGAUAUGUAACAAGUUCUACCUGAUAAUUUUGAGAAUUCUCUUUAACUGUUUGCUGGGUGAUGGAUGGAUGUGAUGGGGAGAAGCUAUAUGUUAAUCACUUUUGGAAUUUAAAGGGUGAACCAUACAUCAGUGACGAGGGUAGUUGAUUUGUCUGUCAAUGUGUCUUCGUUAUUCAAAAACAAACAAACAUCAUCUUUAUUUUCCACAUUUUCAAGAUUAUGUACACUUUCACUAGCUUCUCUGUGACUGAAACCAUCAUCUACCAAUGAUGACAUUUAUAUGUCCAGUAUCACUUGGGGAGAACAUUGUUACUUUGGAGGACAGAAAUUACUAGCAGUAGUGUGUCUCAGUGAUUGCAUUGACAAAGAAAACAAGAACAACUUUCUAUCUUGAACACAUUCAACAUCGUAGAUUGUAGUUUUCACCAACUUCAAAUGAUGUUUAGUGGAGUACUCUGGGAGGGUUACAAUAAAAGUUAAGAGGGAAUCCCUUUGUAAGGAACCCCUUUCUCUCUCAAGAUCUUAUUGGCAAUUCUCCUCACUGUCAGCCGUACUAAUCUUAUGGUGUUAGCUAAAAGAAUUUGAUAUUUGAUUAACUUGUAAUCUCCUAAUUGCUAUUUUUCUGCAUUCUCAUCACUUGCCUGCUUGAUAUUGUAUUGAUAUUGUAAGGAGAAAUUCUCUCUUGGUCACUCAUGGGAGUUAAAGGGUUAACAUAACUAAUACUGUGGUUAUUGUGUUUACAUAACAGAUCUUAUGUUUAUUAUCUGUUGGCUCCUACAUCCUGAUCCUCGCUGGCGGGCCACAAUCAGAGACUUGGAAGAAAAUGAAUGGAUAAACCAACCUGUGGACAUCACCAAUUACUCCUUUGACGCUGUUAUGGGUGAGUUUAUUUUUUAAUAAUGGUUCAGACCAGAAGGAAAUUUCGUUUACUUCAGUCAUUAUCUCAGGGUAGCUAAUACAGGUUGAUAGGUAUCAGAAACUUAAGGUAGCCAGUUUUUUAGCUGACAGGCGGCACAUGAUUAGAACCCUGUCAUUACAAUCUGUUAGGCAUCAGAAAAUUAAGGAAGACAGUAUUUUAGCUGGCAGGUGGCACUUAAUGAUAACCCUGUCAUUAGAAUCUGUUAGGCAUUGGAAACUUAAGGUAGCCAGUUUUUUAGAUGUCAGACAGCACAUAAUGAGAACUCUGUCAUUAGAAACUGUUAGGCGUCAGAAACUAAAGGUAGCCAGUUGUUUAGCUAACAGGCAGCACUUAAUCCAUUAGAUGUUGGAAACUUAAGGUAGCCAGUUUUUUAGCUGGCAGGAGGCACUUAAUGAUAACCCUGUCAUUAGAAUCUGUUAGGCAUUGGAAACUUAAGGUAAUCAGUUUUUUAGCUGACAGGUGGCACUUAAUGAUCACCCUGAUAAUGGUGGUAGGUUGGAGAAAACCUGUACAUGGUAACGCUGAAGGGAUUAAAAUUUGUCCUCUUGAUUUCUGUUUUUCUCAGCUGAUCAGGUAGAUGGUACACAACACCUUUUACAGUUACCACCAGGUGCACUGAAUAACAGCCCUGGUGAUCCAGACCUCUCACAAGAUGAAGUCAUUGAUUAUGGUCACCAUGACAACCUACAGCUGUCAGCCCUCCAAGAAUAUCUCAGUUUGAUUGACAAUGAGGAUAGUGAGGGUGAAAUGUGAUGUGCAGGGAUGGAAUCUCUGCUGAUUUCAAAUUUUAUUAUAUUCUUUUAAAAGCAGCCAAUCACAGGAAUUUGUAUGGCUUCACUUUAGAUACUCCAUUAAAGCUUCACCCUUUCACUCUCAGCAGUGACCAAGACAUACUUUCUCCUCACUAUGUCAAUACAACAUCAAGCAGAUGAGUGAUGAGAAUAUAGAAAUAUAUCAAUUAGGAUAUUAUAAUCAUUUGAUCCAAUACUAAAUUCUCCAAACUAAAAUUAUAAGUUAUAUGAGGCAGCUAGUAAGAAGAAUUACUAAGGAAACUUUAGGAGUGAAAGGGUUAAGAUGGAAUUCUUUUUUUCAUACGGUGAAUGACUAGGUGCAAAUUUAAUGAGUAAGUUAACACUUGUGCAAGCAAAGGUUGCCCUUCCUGGCAGUGAGGAGGAGAGUCUUUUGUGCCAUUUAAAAAGAAUUGUUGAUAAUAACAAUAACGGUGAUGUCAAGAAAAAUGCAACUACAAUUACAUAUAAGGGAGUUAUUAGUGGCUUCAGUCUGUUGUCGCUCAAUUUGUAUAGUUCACCCUUAACAUUGCUUUUAUUUGGAAUGGAUAAUACUGGUUUUUUAAAAUGAAUUUUUAAGCUGCCAUUUUGGUUCAGUUAAUGAAUAUUUUAAAAGUGAAGUUUGCAAGUUGGAGAUCAUCUAAUUAUUUAAUAAUAAAUUAUUAAUGAUAUUUUCUGUUACAUGAAGUAUUGUGGCAGUGAUGAAAUUAUGUUAGGAGUUGAUUAUAAAACUUGGAUUUAAAUUUCUUGUUUUCCAGAAGGAAAAUUUUGCUCUUGGUUUUUAGUUUUAAUGAUUUUAUAGUGGUGAGGUUUGGUUUAUUUUAAGCUUUAAUAACAGGGUUACUGUGAAACUUGGAAAAUGUUAUAGAGAAAGAUGUUUUUUGUCUCGUCACGAGUAUGAGACAAAGGAAAAAAAUUCUGAGUCCCAUGAGGAAAAACAUCUUUCUCUUUUUCUUUACCGAGCUCAAAACUUUUCAUCUCUCUUAUUCUAUUUGGGAAAAUGUUGUACACCUGAAAUUUUCAAGAAAUAUUAUUGUGUUUAAAGGGAGAGAUCAAUCAAGUAUCUGGAAACCAGACAGAGAACAGUAAGGAUAAUUAUUAUCCUAUUUGGACAGUUGGUUGUUUUAAAUUGUGACAACAGGUUUGACAGGUUGGUGAGGCUUGUGUGAGUGAGUCAGGAGAGAUAUGACCACUUGUCUGUACUAUUCUUUGACUUUUUUUCUUUUUUUCCUGUCUUCUUAACUCUCUAAUUAUUUUGUGCCAGUUCUCAACUUCAAGAUGUUUUGAGAAGCCUAGGCAUUAUGGUAUUUUCUCUGGGAAGAAUUUAUGCACCUUUGCCAGUGCAAUAUUUAUCAUUACCAGGGUAAAAUGUAGACUAUAUGAAGGCCCUCCUUUUUGGCUAAGUCUGUUGCAUGGGUGAAAAUAAAAAAUUAGUGAGAAAAAAUAAAAAAGUGAUGCUAGGGUGUUGGGGAGCUCUUGCAGUGAGUUUGUUGCGCCAUAGAAACUGUGGGUGAGGCUUACUUUUGCGGCACAUAGAGCUCCUGUGGUGGUCCUGUUUUUUCUCUGAUUUUUCUUUGAGCUUUGCUAAAGAGGAGGGACUGCCUGCAGUCUACAGUAGGGAAAGUGGCGAGCAAUGCCUAGCUGUUUUUUUUCCCAAUUUUAGUGGUCACAAAGAAUUCCCUUAUUAUUUGUAAUUUUUUGCAAGCUUCACAUUAUGUACAGAUGAAUAUUUUUAUCAAAACUUCAAUUAUUAUUGUAAAUAUUAUGUGUGGACUGUAUAUUGGAGUUAUACAUCAU